GUUGGCCUUACAUCCUCUCAUCUGAUGGCCCUCUUGCUGCAUACACAAGUGAUUAUGGGGUGUAUGGGCUGCUUCUACAGCAGUCUGUUCUGGGGUUCAGGUGGGUUACGGGGACGGAGGCUUUCUGCAAGAUCCCUUUCGACGCAUUGGACAAGAAUAAUUCAUCAAACAGCCAUACCUCUCAUCCUCUGCUACCUGAGAAGGAGCAACCUCACGAGCAUCAACCGCAGCAGCAAGAACUCCACCAGGUGGAGCAGUUGAGGCUGCAGCAGCAGCAGGUUUCUGGGAGGAUGUAA
This is a messenger RNA of Eimeria maxima, 296 nucleotides long. RefSeq lists its product as hypothetical. The record is from RefSeq and is a predicted model, not a curated record. The annotation marks the transcript as partial. NCBI's taxonomy places the organism in Eukaryota, Apicomplexa, Conoidasida, Eucoccidiorida, Eimeriidae. The transcript has 2 exons.